UUGUAGAAAGCUAUUCGUAUCACUUUCCAUGACCUUCAACUAAAAUGGACAGUAGAAAAUAGAAACUUGCGGUUAAUGUUUGCUAUAAAAUGAAGCACAUCUAAACAAGUGAUCACAGUGUUCAGAAUGAAGCUGGGACUGUUCAUCUUUCCAAUUCUUGUCUCCUUCAUCACCGUCUUCACAGUAGGAGCUUCUCCGGCCGCAGAUGAUGAAGCACAAAUGUUGGAGGAGAUGAUGGAUGAAUUGUCGCAUGCCGCUGCACAGGCAAGACAUGUGAGAUCUAGUGAGGAUUGGGAGAGGAGUGAUGGAAGAGAAAAACGUCAAUGGCCAGAUUCCCAUGGUCGUCCAUAUUAGGCCCUGCAGCCUUUUCAUGGAUCCUCUCCAAGGAGAAGAAAUCAAUUCAUGGAUCCGGGGUUGAUACCAACCACUCAUCACCAGGAAAAGUAACAGCGGAUAUUGGGGUUUGGAGAGCUUCACUAUGCGAUUAAUCCACUUAGUAUUAUCAUAACCAAUGCUUUUAUGUUGGAAAUAUAAUAAAAAAAUGAAUAAAUAAAUUUUUCUGUUCUCUGAAGAAAUUUGGAUUAACAGUUGGUUCCAUUUUCUAUGCUUGAAAUUAUUCUAUUAUUUGAAAUGCUUCAAUACUGAAGGUUGGAAUGCUUCACGAAGCGAUUGAUCCAGAUAAUUUUCCAGUUCUGUAAGAAAUUUAUAGUUACAGUUAAUUCUAUUUCCUAUGCAUGAAAUUAUUCUAUUAUUCCAAAAUGCUCAUAUUAUUCGACUAUGCUCAAAAUAAGAAGUCACAGUUGAUCAUAUUAUGAAAAAAAGAUUGUUACAAAACUGUUGUUUUGAUUAUAUUAUAAUUAUGCUUCUGCACACGAAAUAA
Nilaparvata lugens (brown planthopper) is the source of this 880-nucleotide messenger RNA. RefSeq lists its product as uncharacterized. The record is from RefSeq and is a predicted model, not a curated record. NCBI's taxonomy places the organism in Eukaryota, Metazoa, Arthropoda, Insecta, Hemiptera, Delphacidae. Bases 127 to 354 code for a protein of 75 amino acids. The transcript has 2 exons.